CGCACCUGUGUACUGGCCGUCCCUGCACGUACCAGAGGCUGCAUUUCCAAACCUGGUCUGCAUAGCCCUGCCCUCAGCUUUGAUGCAGCUGUCUCCCAUUCUCUUCCCAGCGAACUACUGUUGGUUCUUUAAGGCCCAGCUCCAGUGUUCUCUGAACCUUCUCUCAUGCCUCUUCCUGACCCCUUAAUCCCUCCAAAGUGUUUCCUCUUCCCGGCUUCAAGCUUCCUCCUUAGACUCUAAGCUCCCUGCAGGUAGGGUGGACCCACUCUCCCUCUUAGAGCCCCAUAACAAACCUCCCCACUCCAUACCACCCCAAUCCCCUAGCUCGUUCGUGACCUAGUUGCAGGUCCCUCUGGGAGCCAGGUACUGCCAGCUGAACAGAGCAAAGUCUACGGACUGAUGAAAGGCCAGGAUGAGAAGAGGGUACUCAGGGAGCCAUGGGCGCAGCCAUGGUCUGGAAGAAACUGGGCUCCGGCAACUUCUCCGACUGCCCCAAUGGCUCCCGCCGGUGGAUAUGGGACGUGUUCGGCGAAUGCGCCCAGGACGGCUGGGAUGAGGCCAGUGUGGGCCUGGGCUUGAUCUCGAUUGUCUGUUUUGCAGCAUCCACCUUCCCCCAGUACAUCAAAGCCUGCAGGACGGGGAACAUGGACCAGGCGCUGUCUCUGUGGUUCCUUUUGGGCUGGAUUGGAGGGGAUUCCUGCAACCUCAUCGGCUCCUUCCUCGCUGACCAGCUGCCCCUGCAGACCUACACGGCGGUGUACUACGUGCUGGCGGACCUGGUGAUGCUGUCCCUCUACUUUCACUACAAGUUUAAGAAGCGCCCCUCUCUGCUGUCUACCCCCAUCAAUUCUGUGCUGCUGUUCAUCUUGGGGAUGGCGUGUGCUGCCCCACUGCUGAGGACCACGGGCCCUGUGGCCGCCCGGAGGGAGGUCUUCCGGGGUCGGACGCUCCUGUCAGUGGAGCCGGGCAGUAAGCCCUUCACUCAGCAGGAGAUCAUUGGCUUCGUCAUCGGCUCAGUCUCCAGCGUGCUCUACCUGCUUUCCCGGCUGCCUCAGAUCCGCACCAACUUCCUGAGGAAGUCCACGCAGGGCGUCUCCUACUCGCUGUUCGCCUUGGUGAUGCUGGGGAACACGCUGUACGGGUUGAGCGUGCUGCUCAAAAACCCGGAGGUGGGCGAGAGCGAGGGCAGCUACCUGCUGCACCACCUGCCCUGGCUCGUGGGCAGCCUGGGCGUGCUGCUGCUCGACACUGUUAUCUCCAUACAGUUCCUGAUAUACAGGGACACGGCCACCUCCUCGGAGCGCCAGCCCCUCCUCCCCAGUUGACCCGGACCCAGGCCAAGCCCAGGACAACGGGGAUCUCCAGACGCUGCUCCCAAGAAGGGACAAGUGCGGGCAGACAUGGUGCUGCUGACCCUGGAGUGGGCCGUGGAGGCAGCUGGGGGUGCCUUAAGGGCCCGGCCCAGGCACCUCCCCCACCCCUGGAACCUGCUGGGUGACUCUUCCAGGAACCCUGACUGAUGGACUCUUCAGGGGGCAGGGAAUGGGGAACGAGGGGGGCGCCGGGGCUCGUCCCUCCGGAGACGCACCCUUAGAAUCUGAGACUGCUGUCCCUGGGAGCCCCCACGGGGGCUGCAGCUGAGACCUUGGCUCCUCCAAAGGCAGUGGGCGCUCCCCGACUCCCCUCUCUCUGUCUGCCUGCGCGCGCGCGUGCGCGCGUACACACACACACACACACACACACACACACACCCCUGGAGCGGGUGUGGUUGUCGCCAGUGUCCCUGGGACUGUCGUGUUGACUGCAGACAGCGCAGUAAACGGCCCCUCCCAGCGAGGCAUCUUUCUGGUGCUCCUUCCCUGAGGUGCUGCGGUCUGGGCUGCGCGGUGCACAGGAAUCCGGGCCCCAGCUUCCAGGUCCCAGGUAGCGGUCUAGAGGCUGAGAUGUGGCAGAGCCAAACAGGAGCAGACUGUCCCGCCUCCAGGGGACCUCGGGUUCCGGGACCUGGUUCUCUUUAACAGAAUCCACACCCGCGGCUGAGGAUCCAGCAGCGAGGAUGAUGGGGUCCCGGCCCCUCAGUGCUCAGGAAGCUGCAGGAAAAAAAAAAGUUAAGGUUCAGAUCUUGGUUCUGCCUCUUAGCUUCUCUGUGCCUCAGUUACCUCAUCUGUGAAAUGGGUAUAAUUAGAGGUUAGUCCCAAAGUCUGGCAUGGAGUAAGCGUACCAUAAAGGUUAGCUUUGGUAAUUUUCAGUUGGAGGAGAGGCACUUGCAGAUCUCCCUGCAGAUCAGAGACCUUCCUGGAGGAGGGCGACAUGCAGGAGAUCACGUGUGUGUGUGCCACGUGCCUUGCUCUCAGGGCAGCCCAACUUUGGGGGCUUAGGCUUCCUUCCCCCUUCCUGGAGCCCCCAGGCCCUCCCAGGAGAAGCUGCCCCCAGGCGCCAGCCGGCUCUCACUUGGGCCUGCUUGGGGCACCCUCGCCAGCCAGCUUCUGGCUCCCCCCGGGGCCGGGACCUUGCUUGAUGUGUUACCGGGGACUCCCUCACCAUAGCCGUGAGCACCCCAAGUGUGGGCCUCAGUCAGAGCUGCCUGAGAGAGAGGAUGGGUCACAGCCCUGCCCGGAGGACCUUGCCUCGUGAAGGUGGCCUCCUCCCUUCCUCCCGGGAAGCACCGGUCUGUGAGGCCAUAGCUUUUGCUUUUCUGCCAUGCCCAGUCGGCGCUGAGCCACGGUUCUUCCUCCCAAAGGAGGCUGGGGUCUGACGGCUGUGGCCCAGGCAGCAUCCUGUCCGACAGAGGAGGGAGCGCUGGCGGUGGAGUGUUUAGGCUCCAGCGCCUGCCGCCGCCACCACCACCACCGGGCAAGGGGCGGGUACGGGAUGGCGACAGGAGUGUCGCCGGUGCCCGGACCCCCCAGCUUCCUCCGGCAGCUCCCCCACACGGACGGGGCCAGGUGGGCAGGCCUAGGUGGGGAGCCCCGGGAGACUUCCCUUCUCCCCCCGGGGUGCACACCUCUUAGCUCGCUGCAGGCAGGGGGUGGUCCGGAGGGGUGAGCGCUCCCGCCGUAGUCCUCCCACCUGACGCGCAGGCCCGGCGGCGUUCUGCUUCCUGGGUUCAGGCCAGACUCAGCCAAGAGGGACACCACCCUGUCACUUGUCGGUUGUCCUGGUCCCGGAGGGAGUGUCUCUCUGGACACUCAGGGGGAGCAGGAGGCUGGACCAGUCACCCCAAAAGAGCCCUCGCUUGGCUCUUGACUCUCCCUUGAAUGAGAUGCCAUGUGUGCAAAGGCCUCUCACAGCGCCUGGUCCCCGUGUCCCCCCGAAUCCUGCCGGGGACAGGAAGAGCUGGCAGGCAGGUGGCAGUCUCCUAGGAAGCAGAAGGGCCCAGCGUGCCAUGCUCAGCAUGUGGCCCCAGGCCCUUCCAGCCCAGGGUUCUUCAGUAAACUUAAUGGGCUUCUUUAAGCCACAAUUUGGACAUGACCUUGAGUCCCCAAAGCUGAGAACGGGGAGCAACCUGCAGCUCACUGCCCUGGUCACCUCUUCUGCUGUUGGACUUGGCUUUCACUGUUGCUGAAUGGAGGGACCGCAGAGGCCGCUGGGUAGACAGCCAGGUGCUGACUUCUGUGACCACCUGGCCCACCUGCCUCCCUUGAGAGCACUGACCCAAUCCAGAGGAGGGUUAGCCCCACGGUGGGAGUGGGAAUUGCCCUCUGCUGCGGGUUAACUCCACGCACCUGAGUACUACGGCUCAGUCCCCCAGCCCCGUGACAGCCCGAGGACACAGCCACCCAUGGGGAUCUCUGUGCAGCACACGGAAGUGCUCUGGGAAGACCAGUUUUAUCAGUACUUCCCCAUGCCCAACAGUGUGGGCAGAGGUCUGUCCUGCUCACCCAGCCCACAGUAGGUGCUCAGUAAAUGUCUGAGUGAGUGAAUGCCCGAAACAGCGUCCGUCAGGGAGCCUCCAUCUGGUGAAGGUACCAGGCAUGGAACCGACGAUCGCGGAACUCCUGAGUGUGUGCCCUCGACGAGGGGCGAGAGCAUGCUGUAGGAGCUCGGUCUCAAGACCGCUAUUUGAGAAAGGAUCAAGUCAGCAAUGACUAAAUUUGCAUGGGAAGUUAUGGGUAUAGAUAUAUUACAUCUUGCAACAUUUC
Molecule: messenger RNA, 4142 nt
Organism: Neogale vison (American mink)
Lineage: Eukaryota; Metazoa; Chordata; Mammalia; Carnivora; Mustelidae
Gene: SLC66A1
Product: solute carrier family 66 member 1
Exons: 8
Coding region: 438-1325 (295 amino acids)
Source: RefSeq, a predicted model, not a curated record